UGUAGUUAAAGUGGAAAUUAAUAUCUUUACAUUCUCUAUACUGAUAAACUGUAAAGGAGCAAUUAUAAUUUACACAAUAUAAUAGAAGUUACUACUAUACGUAGUUAUAUUCUUAUUAUUUAGGUGCCUAUACUAUAACUACCAUUAUGGUGACCAAAUCAGUUUCGUUUAUUGCCAAAAUUAGAAAUUUACAAGAUUAUCAGUUAAGGUUGAGUUACAAUAUGAUGCCAUGUCCAUCUGGUCUGGAUAUUGCCAAUUGUUUGAAAUAUUUUUCUCAAAUACUUUUAACUAUAUUGAAAGAAGUUCCUAAGUCUCCACACGAAAUGAUAUUGUAUCCAGAAAUGGACGCCACACGUUUGGCUCUUUAUCCUACAUUAGAUUAUACGGGUCUUUACUCGGCGCUCGAGUCGUUGCUGCAUUCUGCUUCUUCAAUAACAACUGGACUACAAGCUUUCGGUGAAGCAUUCAACCAAUGUGUGGCUUGCUUGGUUCCAUUUCUUAGCGGUGACACGUUGGAAGGUUUACCGUACAUGAUAGCGACUGCCUUCCAAGUGCUUCCGUCGUCAGUACAUCACGAUUUAAUUAACACACUCUGUUACUUUGUGAUACCGUUUACAAUACCUAGAAAUAAAUGCAUUAAUAGUGCGGCGUUGUCAGUAUCGGGAAUUCUAUUGCUAGUUUUUCAAAACACGUUUGAUACAGCAUUGCACUUGGAGUUAGUAGAACGCUUAAUGACGUUUAAAAAUAACGUGAAAAGAGAUAUACUUGUCGUGAUUGCAUACGGUACGUCGAUAGCGCGAUAUCACGCUGCGAGACUUUUAUUCAACUAUUGGCCUUUGUACAAUGCAAAUAAAUUUGACAGAAAUAAACCUAAAUCAAUUGGCAAUUGGUUGCCACUGUUGUGCCAGAAAAAAAAUUGUCCUAAAAUGGGAUUUGGUCCAGCCGAAAGAGUAUGUUUGAACCACGAGCUGUCGAUGAAACACGCGGAAAAUUGUCCUCCGCCAUUUUAUUUGUGUACCGAUUGCGCCGACGAUCUAUUAAACAAGAAACCUAAUUAUCAAUUUCACAUAGUUUUACAACCGUUGCUUUCGGCCACUUGGAAAUGUGAAUACAAAGAUUGCAAAACUCAAAACAAUAAUAUGAUAUGCGUUACUUGUUUCUCUCCCGAAUGUGCGUCUAUGAACGACAAUCGUCCAAUCAGAUUGUGCUCGGAUUGUUAUAAACAAUUACAUCCGGAUAACGUGGAACAUAUAGUUCAUUGGACAUUAAAAUCAGCAGGUCAACUUGACAACGAUAUGCAAACAUACCUUGUCGAGUCGAUUGUCAGCUUGCUAAAAGAAGUACGCGCGCCUAUUUCCGAGGCGACUAAAGAAAGUCAAACGAAAGCUGCAGUGUUCGGAGCUAAGGUCAAGGGUACAAUGUCUUCUAGUAAAACAGAUAAAGAAGACGAUCAACCAGAAGUAACCAUAAAUGACAGACAACUGAUGGGGAGAACGGGUGUUUGGCUAUUGGUAGCCUUGUAUAGAAUUGAAGAUUUAGAACCACCACGAUCUAGCAUUAUGGGUCGAUUGCUGUCCAUACUUUUUCAUUGGUUUCACGUGACGGCUUAUUCUUACGAUGAUCAGCAAGAGUGCACGCUGGAAUACAUGAAAACAGAAUACAUUGGAGAGAGGUGGUUAAAAGGUGUACGCAAAUAUUAUUUCGAAGCAUUUGUUAAUUGUUUAUUACCUUGUCCGCCAGAAUAUGCACAAGUUGGUGGUAAUUGGGAUCUGUUGGCAAAUCAAACUUCUUUAAUUAAAAACGGCCUCAACCAAUUACUCUGCUUGGUACCUUACGACAUAGUUACUUCAGAAAUAUGGGAAUUAAUUAUGCCGCAUUGGCUGGAAGCUAUUGUUCAAGACGUUCCGCCUGAUGAAUUGCCUGAACUGCGAAUGCUCUUAUGUAAAAUAUUAGACUCUGAAAUGAACCCAUUAGGGUUUGAUGCCACAAAACUGUAUCAUUUCAUUGGCGUGCGUUUUAAAUGUACGACUUCAAAAGUUCAAGAACAAGCUCUAACAUGGAUACAGAUAUUGACCAGUUUAGAAAUAAUCAUACCGAUCCAUCUACUCUUUAAUUUUUUUAAAGACGGAUUACAAAGUAUGAAGUCAAUUUAUAAAAAAGAUAAUACUUCAGAGGAUUCUUUUGUCAUGAGCACCUUAGAUCCCGUCAUUAUAAAAAGAGCCGAAAGUGUAACUGACGACGAAGAAAAACCAACUUACAGUUCUAGUCCUGAUUUAUUGGAAGAUGAAAUCAAACUUAGUUGCUGUGCCUUAAUGUUAGACGUCACUCUGAAACAAUUGGAACUACACGGGAUUGAGAGACACACGGGAUUUUCAAGCGCGAUAAAUCACGAAGUUUGUAAACUUGUUACUAACACCUUAGUGACGGGCUGGUUUACCGAAUCACAUAAGGACUGUGAAAACAAAAAUGAGUGCACGUCUUGCGAGUUAAUUGUUAUAUGGCAUCAACUUGCAAGUUCCCUAGUGGAAUAUGUUUCGUUAUCGCAUUUAGCUCAUCCUCCCGAUGACCCGGUCGUAGAAGAAUUAUUCUCCGAGGAUUCAAAAAAAACCCCAACCGAAGUCGAUAAAAAAGAAUCCAAAGGCGAGGGUACAAAUCUAUCGUUCAUGAUGACACCAGACACCAUCGGAGGUCUUUUAGUGAAUAUGCCACAGUUAAUGACAGCCACAGUAGAAACCGUAGUGGAACAAUUGGAUUUAACACCAGUUAUGCCGGCUAUAGCAAGAGCUAUUACGUUAACUGAUUCGGACGUCGGUUUGGCAACGGCAAGAGUAGCGCAAGCUAAACUUAUGAACGAAAACGAUGAACCCAUUGACGAAGCAACGCAAAACGUUCAAGACCUGUGGCAAACCACCCAUGGGAGAUUUAGAAUAAAAAUCGACGAACUUCCUGAUCAGCUCCAACUAGUAUAUCAUAUUUUAAAAGAAUUUUCGAAAGCAAACGACUCAAACGUCAAAUACUAUUUGUUGCAAUCUUUAUACUUAAUGAUUCUUCAUAACGACACGUUAAACAAAGCUAUAAAAGAACAUAAAGGAUUUGUCAUUUGGUGUCAGGAAAAUUUAAUAAUCAAAAAUAUUUGGGAAUGCUUGGAAGGAAUUAAAUCGCAUUUAUGCGAAUUGGCUAUUCCAGUCAUGUUGCACUGCAUAUCACUGCCGUAUGGAAGUGAUAUUUUUUGGAAACUAAUUAGAGAUGAAUUUCAUAGCACAGAUUGGCGGACUCGUUUUAAUGCUGUGGAAAAGGUGAUAUUAAUAGCGAAAUUUAUGGAUAACACUCCGUUAAGGAACAAUUCCACCUUGCAGUCGUGUAUAACUAAUGCAUUUUGCUACCUUGUGUCAAGUAUGGACGAUCGCAGUUCUUAUGUGGCCCAGAGAGCAACAUUACUAAUGCCUACCAUUCACGAUUCUGCAUUAAAGAAUUUAAUUCACUGCAUGGAAAUGCAUUUUGACACUGUUAUGGUAGACCGACCUAUGAUUUUGCAAUCGUUAUACCAAAUGAAUAACACGCUAAACGAUAGAAAAGUACUGUCGUGGGAAUUUUUUUUGGGAAGAUUUGACGCUAUGUUUAUCGAGGCCCAAAUACAGUUGAAAAAAAGCGGUGACAUUACUCAUGUCAGAGAUUUGAGAAAUUCUGAUAUGACUAGCGAUUCGUUUAUCAAGAAAGUUCAAAGAGCACACGAAGCCAUGUCACAUAUGUCUGAGGCGAACUCUGUUCGAACUCUGAGUGCGAGUUUUGGCCAAAAAUGGCCGUACAAAAGAACUAUGUCUGCACCAGCGGCAACGGUACCUAGAAAUGAUCAGAGAUAUAACGGAGACAAAGCAUAUAAUAGACAGUUUUCUGCACCGAUUUUAAAGAGAAAGACGUCACAACUCAUAACGCCUAUUUUGUCAAUACUUCCAGAUCAUUCUUGUGUAACGGAAUUGCAUGAAGAUAAUACGGGAGAGCUUUUAACCCGUAUUGUAGAUUUAGAAGAAUCUGACAAAGAAACGAGCAAUCUUAUUGUCUUUCUACUAAUGCAGUUUAUGUCUCGACCAGAACAUGCAUACCCGGAAGAAUCGAAGUAUGGAAUAAAAAUUCAAGGAAUCGUAUUGCAGCAUUUAUACUUGUUAUUGGGUUAUAACUAUAACGAAAAAGGAUUUCAUAUUUCACCAGAUAAAUUAAGGGUUUUGCCGGUUUUUAAUUCGUUCUUGUCGAACUUGCCACAAAUGCUAGACCAAAAUUUUUCCAUGGGGCACGUUAUUGCACCGACGGCUUUGUUGUUGUUGCAAUAUUGUCCAUCGCCAGAAACACAUUCAAUAAAUUCUACAUAUUCACUAUGGUUUUUGGAACCAAUGGCUAGGAAAUCUUGGCUUAUGUCCGUUAUGGUGUUUUUGUACAAGUAUACUUUCGACAAAGAGCCGGUCAGUCUAUUAGUCGUGUCGCUAAUGGAAAUUGUUCUAAAUACACUUAAUGCCCAACAACAUGUUUGUAAUAGGAUUCCACCAACUGUUGUUAUGCCAGAUACUUCGAAAACUAAAGCUGAAAAAAAUGGCGAUAUAAUAUCAUCUACGGAUUCACAAAAGAUGCAUGAGUUUCAACCAUCCACUUCUCGAAAAUUUCCAAUGAUGAACAUGGAAACUCAUUGGGAAGAAGACACUUCGUAUCCCAAGAAGACUCCACAUAAACAAGGAUCGACUGGCUCAACCGAACCAGAUGAUACGGAAUCGGAUAUAGCAGUUGUACCAGAGAAAUAUAAAUCGGACAGUACAACUGGUCAUUACAGUUCACAUGGGUCAUUUGAUGAAUCUACAGACGAGGCUUUUAGUCGAAAAGGACCGCUACGGUCGUUUUGGUCAAAUGAAAACAGUGCUGAAGAAGAUAAAUGGGGCGUGAAAGAAGGUAUGAAAAUGUUAGCGACCUCGGCAUUUUUUAACGUAGCAAACCAACAACCGAACUUACUAGCUCCUCCGGUAAUACCAAACACUUCAACGUCUUCACCAGAAAUAAACACAACUUUAAAGAAAUCUGAGGAAAUUUCUGAAGAUAAUUUUCGUCAGAAAUUACACACGUUUUACAGCCCUCGGGACACCAGUCAGACAUCUACUUCUUCAUCAUCGAUAACGUCGCAUCCACCUUCAAUGUCGACAGUGAAAGAUAAACAAUCGAUGCAAAAACCAACGCAAAACGUUUACAAAAACUGUCCUGGAUCUCCGCUUUCGAAAAUGAAAUUACAUACAAACUCAUCAUAUCCCGACGAUUCGACCGAUAUACAAACGGAUUGGGGAUUCAAAUUAGAAGUUAAUAUAGAAAAAAAACCAUUGGAAUUCCCGGUUCAAGAGCGUCUUCUACCAAUUGGGACAACAAUGAACCUAGUACAGAAAGUUCACAAAACAUUUGGGUUAGGAGACGUGGAUUCUACAUCACAGUCGUCAUCUUUAAACAGAGAAGAUAGUUCCGAGAAAGAACAAGGUCGUACUACCGAGAAAGGUAGCCCGCGAAAGUUAAUCAAACAAAUUGCACUAGACAGUCCAGAAGAAAACAAACCACCUAUGCAUUCAUUUGCACGCCGUUUAUUGCAAAGUGGAAAUGAGUCUCGAAAAAAUAUCAACUCCUCUCAUCAUAAGGGUUCGCAUCAUCAUACAGUAAAUUCAGAUCCUAUAUACGAAUCAUAUUUUGCUCAAAAAAACAUUAGUAAUAGCACAAGUAGAAUUGGACCAGACUGCAUACAAGAAAGAUGUAGCGAUUGUGGAACGCGCAAAGAAGAAUACAGCGAUGAUGAAGUCGGUUUAUGCAUUGUAUUAUUGGGAACGUUUGUUCACCGUGCGCCUUCGGUUUCUGCAUGCCUCCUUCCUGAAAUUCUUACAGUCCUUACCAAAUGCCAUUCUAGCCCGACCUUUUUAUGGCAAAAAGAUAGUCAAAAAUUUUUGCCCGGCGGUUCUACGAGUAUUGCAAAAAAGUUUUUGCGGUGCAUUCUCUAUCAACUUGCACCGAACGGUGUUUUUGCCCAAAUAUUCCAAAUCAAGCAUAAUGAAACCAGCGGAAAUUAUUUUUUCAAGAGCAUAAUACAAGCGUUAAUGGACUUCAAUGAAAUGACUCCCAUCGAACCGUUACAAAUGACUUUAGAAGCUUUAAAUUCGAAAAAAUCCCUCUCGACGACGAACUGCUGUAUAAUGUUGUCUAACAUAACAGUUUAUGUUGAUAUAUUAACGACCGACAAUACUGGAUCCGCGUCAACAUUUAUUUGGACAACUAUACUCAAUCAAUUUGAUGCUCUGUUCCGAAAAAUUCAAUUGGCUAUUAGCAAUUUUGAAAACAUCAACUUAGUUUUUAAACUUAUGAUAAAUGUUUUGAAAAUACCUGGUAUCAUUUCAGCCAAGGGCAUUUUGGAUCCAUUCGCGAAAAUAUUAACUUACGCACUACAACAACAUUACAUAGAUUAUUAUUUGUUAGUCGAAUUAUGUUCACUCGGUUAUAAGACUUUUGCUCGGGAAAGAGAAAAGAUGCUGUUGACAAGAGCAGUGACCGUAGAGCUGAUACAAGCAUUGAAGUUUAAAACCCAAAAUUUUAACAAUAAUUUACUAGUAUAUGUUGCUUUUAUUCUACAGGAUGUCGGUGGUAUUUUACCCAACUGCCCGACCUUAGACACUAUAGUGCCCACGUUUCCAACGACAUUGGCUAGUGUUCCUACUGGUGCCUCAGAACUUUUACGUAAUAACAUACAAGACAUUAUAGAUUUCUUAACCGACGUUAACACAUUGACAAAAAUAAAGAGUCGUUGCACGACACCGGAAGAGGGAAUAAACGACGAUACUUUUGGGAGUACUGUUAAAGCAGGAAUUUCUCAAUAUUUAUCGUUAGAACUUCUUAAAAGUAAUACUCGAGACGCUAGAUCGUUACAGAAAAUAUUUCCAUGGUUAUACUACGGACCGAACGAAAUACAAACGAUCGAAUUAUUCGUGUACAACUGCAAAGAUUUUUCGGACUGUUUGAAUCAUAUUCGCUUGCUCUCUUGGAUUUUAAUUGGAUCGCUUUCGUACACCGGAAUGCAAAAUCGACCCUGUUUGCCAUUAUCCCAAGACGUUUCUUGUCAGAUAGCUGACCACGUGAACAUAAUUAUGACAGGAUUUGCUGAAGAAUCGAAAUCGUCCGUAAUACACAUGUCAUCUUUAUUCCACGCUUUCGUUCUUUGCCAAUUGUGGACAAUUUAUAUGGAACAAACAGCUCAACAAAUGGUAACGGCCGGAGACCAUCAUUCGUUCACAAUGAAUAUUUUGCACGACUUUUGGAAUAAAGUCACUCGGAGCAUGCUAAAUUUAUCUUCCAAAUCGAAAGCAAUGGGAGAAAUGGUUAAUUUACAUUUUCUAAGUCUUUUGGAAGCUUUGUUGGAAUGUCGCACAGUCACACUUUGUAAACUUUUACCGAUGUGGAAAGAAGUUUUAUUCACUGACAAAAAUAUUAAAUUACCAGGACACAUCAAACUUCGUUUGGAUACAUGUACUGAGUACGCACCUCGAGAACCUCCAGUAUUAAGACCUCGAGGUAAUUUAUCUAAAUCUGAGGUAAACAUGGACAUCCUAAAAUGGUUACAAACACUGCAAUUUAAAAUGGCUCAAAUUGAACUACAGUCGUCUCAAGUCAAUCAGUUUUAUAAUGUUUAAAACUAAAAAUACGAUUUAUAAUAUUUGUCAAACCUGUAGUUAUUAAGAUUUUCUAAAUAAGUAUUUUAAGUUUAAAGAUCUCUAAAAAAAACGUGAUUAUGCCAAUUAGCAGUAAAAAACAUACAUUUAUGAUCUUUGAUUAAGAUUAGUUAAAAUUUACAUACUAUAGUAAAUGUAUUAAAUUUGAAGGAAGAUUUGUAAUUACAUAGUAACAAAAUAAAUGUGUAGUAAUUACAGGCUAUAUGAAAAGACAGGAAUGUAAUUUUGGUUUGAAUACAGUUAAUCACACAAAUUUGUAACAGAAACUAAAAUAAUUUGAUCAAUAGGUUCAUUUUUUAAGUGUGUACAAGUGUCUUUAAAAUUACCAUUCAAAUUAACAAAAACAAAAUCUCUACUAUAUUUAUUAAAAUAUAAAAAUAUACAUCAUUUGUACUGCACAUAAUGUGAAUUAAUUUAAAGCAAACUUACAUUUUAAAACUGAAAACUAUUAGAAGUAUAUUAUUUUAUAUCCACUACAA
Molecule: messenger RNA, 8209 nt
Organism: Adelges cooleyi (spruce gall adelgid)
Lineage: Eukaryota; Metazoa; Arthropoda; Insecta; Hemiptera; Adelgidae
Gene: unc79
Product: protein unc-79 homolog
Exons: 48
Coding region: 147-7691 (2514 amino acids)
Molecular function (GO): protein binding
Source: RefSeq, a predicted model, not a curated record